AAUAUAUUUGCUUUAAUCAUGGCAGACACCGCCUACGAAAGAGUAUUGUGUGUUAAAAAUGAAGUUCUUGUGUAUAAAAUACCCCCUCGACCGUCAAAUAGAGGAUACAGAGCUGAUGAGUGGAAGUUGGAUGCCCCUGACUGGACAGGGAGAUUGCGCAUUGUCUCUCUGGAGAAGGAGUUAUUCUUGAAGUUGGAGGAUAAGAACAGUGGUGAGCUGUUCGCACAGUGUCCGGUGGACGCAUACCCGGGGAUCGCGGUAGAGCCAGUGAUGGAUUCCAGUCGUUACUUUGUGAUCAGAAUCAAAGACGGCAGUGGACGGAGCGCAUUUAUAGGAAUUGGCUUCCACGACAGAUCAGAUUCCUUUGACCUCAACGUCGCCAUCCAAGACCAUUUCAAGUGGCUGAAACAAGAGGCAGAAGAAGCCAGCAAUGCCAAGUCUUUGGAAGCAGCGCCAAAGUUAGAUCUGGGGUUCAAAGAAGGGCAGACAAUCAGACUGAACCUCGGGACAAAGAAAGGCGAUGCAAGGCCGCGCAACAAACCAGCAGCCAAAUCUGGGGGUGCGCUGGGCUUCCUGCCCCCUCCCCCCGGUGGAGUGAGGAUACCCCCGCCCUCAGGCGCCUCCUCGGCCUCCUCCUCCUCCUCCUCCUCCUCGUCGCCACAGCCUGCCGCUAGUCACAUGAUCGCUCCCCCGGCCUCGAGCACAUUCCAGACACAGCAACAAGGACAGAGCGGCGUGGACUUACUGCUGGACCUGGGAUCCUCUGCCCCACCCAGCGAGCCCCUCAAGCCCACAGCCCAGAACCCUCCAGACCUGUGGGGAGACUUCACGGGUGCCACUGGAUCUCAAGCGUCGUCUUCCAACAACAGUGGGGGUGACUGGGUGCAGUUUUGAUGCUGCUGAGCUCUAUUAUAUCUAUUCAUCUUUUGUUGUCUUGUUUCCUCACUCUUAGUGCAAUUUACUGUAGAGUCAGCCCAUCUGUUCUCGGCAUGCUCGUCAUGUUUUCCCAAUAUUUCAACUCGUGUGUGUGUGGGAGUGACAGUGCCAGGGGUAACCUUUACUUAUGCUGUGUUUGAUUUUGACCCUCCUAAAAAUGUGGGGACGUGUAUGUUGUGUAUGAUCCUCUUUUAAAAUGUCCUGUUCCCGAUUCUUCGGAAGUCUUAAUUAAUUAAGGGAACGUGAGAGAGUGCAAUGUGAUUUUUAUCCAAGCGCAAACUUUUUGAUUUGGUGUAUAGUGAAUCGAGUGCAUUGAUUGGUUGUUGUAAUUUUAGACAGAUUAGUGACGGGUUAUUUUUCCGUUUGAAUCAGUCCUCUGUUUGUCUCAUAGCAUGAUUUAUCCGCCGUUGGUUGGCUAGGCCAGUCACGGUUUCUCCAGAGCCCCUUUAGCCAGCAACGUUUUGGGGUGAUAGCUACAGGAGAUGAUAUGUUGUGUUUUCUCUACCCUGUACUUUGUUCUAACUUAAAAUCAUAGAUCUAGUCUUAGUGAGUGCAUGGCUGUCUAUUUCCUCUCUGUGGGAUUCCAACUUGUGUGUGUGUGUGGG
Aplysia californica (California sea hare) is the source of this 1541-nucleotide messenger RNA. Its product is annotated as adaptin ear-binding coat-associated protein 1. The transcript has 8 exons. The coding region runs from base 19 to 894 and encodes 291 amino acids. Gene Ontology annotation, biological process: endocytosis. Gene Ontology annotation, cellular component: membrane; clathrin vesicle coat. Lineage: Eukaryota; Metazoa; Mollusca; Gastropoda; Aplysiida; Aplysiidae. The record is from RefSeq and is a predicted model, not a curated record.